GUGUUGGAGAGAAGAUGCAGAAAGACGCCGAGGUGGUUUCUGCUGCCUUGGCGCAAAACCUGGGUGCUUCGCGCUUUAUAUCCCGGUCGCUGCUCGAGAGUCGGACAGAGAUGCUGGAGUUGCUUGCACGCAGAGGUGCGGCAUUGCAGUUUGCCCUAGAGGCCUUCAGAGCAGAUCACGAAUUAGUCCAAGCUGCCGUCGCCCAGGAUGGCAGCGCUUUGCAAUUCGCCUCCGAGGAGCUUCGCCGAGAUAGUGAUCUGCGCUACCUCGCAGCUGCAGCUCCGAAACAUCGUCCGUCAAUCUUCAGCAGAUUGAAGCUGGGUGGUUGA
Symbiodinium necroappetens is the source of this 329-nucleotide messenger RNA. The record is from the annotation of a GenBank genome assembly. Lineage: Eukaryota; Dinophyceae; Suessiales; Symbiodiniaceae.